Messenger RNA from Didymella exigua CBS 183.55, 938 nucleotides. RefSeq lists its product as uncharacterized. The transcript has a single exon. The record is from RefSeq and is a predicted model, not a curated record. Bases 208 to 840 code for a protein of 210 amino acids. NCBI's taxonomy places the organism in Eukaryota, Fungi, Ascomycota, Dothideomycetes, Pleosporales, Didymellaceae.
ACAGUCAUCUCCGUCGCGCCCUCGCCCACGGGCGGCGUCUUCGCCACGGGCUCCGGCGACAUGCGCGCCCGCAUCUGGAAGUUUGACCGCUACAACGGCCCCUAGGCGCGUCGCCGUCGCCGUCGCGGCAGCACACGCAGCCACCGUCGCCGCCGCCGCGCUGGAAAAGUGGCGCGCUGGCAUGCGCAGCGCCAAGAUGGCGAGACGAUGCCAGCCGUGUACAUGGGCGCAGCAAAGAAAAGGUGCUUUUCGACUUGGUACAGCGGUGCGAUGGAUGCCGUCUCAAAAGCGCACGGGAGCGGGGAUGGAAGGGAUGGGAUGAUAUGGGGGUUUUGUAGCUUGCUCGUGUUUGGAUGCAAGGAAUCACCUUUGCCGGCAUUUAAUUCAGCCUUUUUCGCGUCGCUGUUCGAGGAAGUCGUCAUUGCUCGUUGUAUUGGACGGCCGCUGCGGCUCUUUCAUGUGUGUGCUUCUUUGUCCUGCAUGUGCAUCUAUGUGCUUCUUUGUCCUGCAUGUGCAUGUAUGUGCUUCUUUCUCCAUCCAGCAUGUGCAUCUAUGUGCUUCCUUCUCCAGCAUGUGCAUCUAUGUGCUUCCUUCUCCAGCAUGUGCAUCUAUGCGCUUCCUUCUCCAGCUUGUGCAUGUGUGUACUUCCUUGUCCAUAUCCGUGUCCAGCUGUGCUCAUCUGCAAACCCAUCCGCACCGCCACCGCUCCUCGCGCACAUGUCCCAAAAGAAGAGGCUAAGCACCCCAAAACUCCGCCCAACCUAUGCCGCGCUGGGCAUUCCUCGAGACCGCGCCACAGACUUCCCAAAACGCCCCGCGCUAAAUUGCAGAAUACAUUAGACCAGAGAAACGGCUCAGAGGAGGAAACUCCACUUGAGAUGCGCGGCAAGAGCGCCUGAGCGUCUAGCCCCAAGAGGCGAGAUAUACGACGUGUUAGG